Durio zibethinus is the source of this 1372-nucleotide messenger RNA. Lineage: Eukaryota; Viridiplantae; Streptophyta; Magnoliopsida; Malvales; Malvaceae. The record is from RefSeq and is a predicted model, not a curated record.
CAUCCUGCAAUCCGAACUGAAGUAAAACUUUAACUAUCAAGUGCAGCUGUCGGAUAACGGGAAAAUGGAAAUCUUCUAUCUCUUAUGCUCAAUCCUCUCCACAUUUUUCACUUCCCUUGCUUUCUCUCUCCUCCUUCCCAUCCGCUUCCUCCUCACGCGCUACCGCCGUCCUCCUCUACUCUCCACCGCCCAAAACGAAGCCGUUUCUCUCUACGAAGGCACCGUAUGGCACGAGCGUCGCCGCCCCGUCCACCACUCUUUUCGGUACUCCGUCCGCUACGCUCUUUUCGACCUUGAUCACGCUCUUCACCCGCCAGCCGACCACCUCUCCGCCAACGAGGCUCGUAGGAUUGCCAAAACCGACGGCCCGGUUUUUCUACUAACAAUUCCUCCAAGCGUGGGAUAUGAACAAAAUCCAUUGAGUUUAUAUUAUUGCUAUGAUUUGGAGGGAUGCACUAAGCUUCUGAAGAAGUGCAUUGCUGAGGUAACAAAUACACCUUGGGGCGAAAGAGUAACAUUUGUCUUCGACCCAAGUUCUGAUUUAGUGGCAAAACCAUUGCAUGUCAGCCCUUUCAUGGUAGGUCCCCAUGUGAAUUCUUCAUUCUUCUUUCGAAAAAAUGUGCAGGAUAUGCUUGGAAAUUGGAGCCUUAGAGUAAACCCUCCUGGUGAAAAUUUACUAGUUGCAAUUUCUGUCCAACACCCAGAGCUUGGUGUUUAUUUUCUGGCCACCUUGAAAGCUAAAAGAAUCUCCAUGGAAUCGGUGCAUGAUCAUUCACUAUUUUUCUGGUUGAUGCCUCAUAAGGUUGCCCUGUGGAUAUAUUGGCAUGCUCUAAAGCUGUGGUGGAAAAAUGUGCCAUUCAUUCAACACCCAAGGUAUGCUAAUCCAUCAUACAGGGAGGAAGCUUUGAAGCGUGAUAGAAAACUGCAAUGCUGUCCAGGAGUGCAAUGGAACAAAGAUGAGUUGAUGCAGGUUUUAGGAAGUGACUCAGGAAUUGAGGCUGAAAGAAAUCCUGGGGAACGAUUGUUUGCGUGGAGAGAUGCUAAGUGGCCAUGGUCUUGAGCACUGUGGGUGAUACUUUCUUUUCUUUCUCCAUUUAUGUAAGGUGUCAAUACUUUAUCUUCACCUUGCUCCUAUUGUGCUUUGUUACAAACAAUGUUGGUUUUGCAUGCCAAACAGAAGAAGAAAUAAUGAUCUACUCAUGACUGCAGCAUGGGAUUGUGAUGAUAUGGUAAUUGUCAUGAAUUUUUUUUCUCUUUUGGAAAAGAGGCAUGUACCACUACUAGUAGUUUUCAUCAUGUAAGGCACUUUAUAUGAAUUAUAUGCUUCGCUACCUCAAAACUUUUUUUUUUUUAAUGUUAAAAGUCAAAACUU